AUGACCCGCCUUACCCGCCCAGAGGUCAAGGUCAAUGACCCUUAUCUCAGUGAUGAAUUCUACUGCCGCUCAAUUGAUCACACACCUAAACGGAUCAGAAAGAUGGAUAGCGAAUAUCCUGUAGUCUUCUAUUAUAUGCAGGAUAUCGACAGCUUGAUCGAUACCCUAUAUUUAUCUCUUAUUGAGCGCAACGAAGCACGAUUCUAUCUCACGCACAAGGCGAUGCAGAAUCACACGAAACAAUACGGUUACCCUUCCACUACGCGGCCCACUGGCAGCUUUGAGAAGUUCAAAGAGCAAGUCCUGCAUGGAAACAAAAAGGAUAUUCGGUGGACCCAGAGAGCGCAGUGGACAGCUGAUGUGCUUUACCAUAGGCACAUGAGCAUGACACAACCAGAAGAUCUCCAAAAAGCCAUAGAAAUUAUUGAACAAGAGGAUCAACAAGUUCCACUGUUGAUGUCGAAUCUAGUCCGACUUGGGGCAUAUCUGAUUGAGAGGUUCGAAUGGAGUCAUGACGAAGUCGAUGUUGAGCGGUCCAUUGACGCUCUAAAAGUUGCGCUUGAUUUGGUACCAUCGAGCCACCCAUGUCGUGGUAUUGUCGUUACACUCAUGAUGCGCAGUAUCUCCGGUAGAUGUCACACACUUGGUCAGCUGGGUUGGCAAGAUGUCACUAAAAUGAUGACGCUAUGCAAUGAACUGAAAUCAUUAUCACCAACAACCGAACAGUCUGUGUUGGUUCUGGGGGCAAGCGCGAUGCUAGACGCACACGAAAUGAGUGACCAAGGCAUUAGUCUACUUCAGGACGUUAUUAGGACUUUGUCACGAGAUGAUUACAAAAAAGGCCUUUCCCAAUUGGGGUUGGCAUUCAUAAAGCGAUUCAAGCGUUCUAGAGUACUUUCGGAUAUAAAUACCGCAGUUGAUUUGCUGUAUGAGGUGGUUAAAGAUCCAGAGGGAGGGGGAGACCAGUCAGUCUAUCUGGCACAUCUGGGUCUGGCAUUCCUUACAAGGUUUGAGGUCCUAGGUGAUGUCGCAGACCUCGAGAAAUGUAUACUACAAUAUGAAGAGUCAGUGAAGUUGGGGAUAUCAGAUGAUAGGACGCGAUCAGGGAUGUUGGCCGAGUUGUCAGACGCAAUUCACUUGCGAUAUCUGCGAUUGGGGGAAGUAUCCGACCUUGAGAGAUCCGUCGAUUUAUCAAGAAGGGCGUUACGCGCUAUGCCUCAGCCUGGUGACCAUGAUUUGAGUACGCACAACCGGUUGCGUCGACUAGAAUACAUCGUGGCCAUCAAAUCCAAUAUGCUCUAUCAGACCAGACCCGGACGUUAUCACCAAGAGGCGCCAAAUGCACAAAGUUGUAUAGACCAUGCACUUCACAUCUCUCGUGAGUCGCUGAGAAGGGCUUCGUACGCAGCACCCGAGAGGUUUGAUUUGCUAUCUAGCUAUCAUAAACUGCUUAGGGAUCGCGUCAAAUCUCAUGAGCAAGCGGCGGAUACUUUACUAGAGAAAAUUCAAAUAGAAGAAGAGAGAUUUGUACUCAUCCCACUAGAUGAUGAUUCUGAGCGCUUGGAGAGCUCCGCGGAGAUCGCCGCCGACUGGUUCGCGUAUCAUAUUGUCUGGCGCCGGGAUCAACCACUGGGUGUUCUAAAGGCAAAGGAGAUUUACAAACUUUGCAAAAUGGUUUUGAGGUCCAAGCUUGCGACACCAAAAAGCCGGAUAAUGUGUUCAUUUCUUGCUAUGAGUGUUCUUAUUGCUUGCCCUGAGCUUAUUGGAGGUCAGAAGAGAUGGGAGAAAGCAUUCACAAUAUGUGCGGAAGGAAUUGCAGUUCUCCCCACAAGAGUGCCUCAAUAUUGUCAACGCAAUCACCGACACCGCGCGCAAAUCGAUGGCCAAACUCUCGGAUCAAUAGCGGUGUCCGUAGGCCUAAACGCAGGAAAACCAGCAUCCCAUUGCUUGGCAGUCCUUGAACAGAGUCGAGGGAUUAUCCUAGGAUUCACAAUCGACUGCAGGAGUACUACAGGGAACCUUCAGGAGCUCCAGAAAAUAAAUCCUGACCUUUUUGACAAAUUCAAUACCCUACGUAGCCGUGUCGACUCCCCAAGCGAAAAUCGUGAAGAGCUAUUAUCUAGGUUUCCGAUUAGCCCCAGUACUUUAGAGCGGAGAGCCACGGAAGAAAAUCUAAAGCGACAGAGAAUGAUUAACGUCGAUGAGCUUUCAAAAACAUUGCAAGAAAUUAGGGGGCAUCCGGGAUUCGAACGGUUCCAGUUACCGCCUUCUUAUGAAGAGCUUAUUGAAGUUGCCAAAGACGGCCCAGUGGUGAUUGAAGUGUGUACGAGCACUCGAAGUGAUGCGAUAAUUGUCACAAGAUCGUGUAUCAAGUCUAUACCACUUCCCAAUCUCACCCACUCCGUUGCGUGCCGUCGAAUCAAAGAGCUCAACACCAAGAUAAUUCCCGGAGGAAAAUCUUCGUACCAAUUAAGAUCCGCGAAGAUGGAAAGGUUUCUGAUUUGGCUAUGGGAUACAGCGGUUGAGCCUGUGAUCGAGGAGCUGAAGACGCAAGGCAUCGUUUCUUCAGGCGAUGUGCUUCCUCGGAUAUGGUGGAUUGGUGCAGAUAUCAUGGGUUUAGCUCCGUUUCACGCCGCUGGGGACCAUUCCCCUGGAUCAACCAGAAAUACUCUAGCCUACGCAAUCAGCUCCUACAUCCCAACACUUAAAGCCCUCUCUUACGCUCGGGAGAGACCUUUGGCAUUCCCACAUGGUGACUCGAGUCUGCUCAUUGUUGCUACGCCUAAAGUGCGCGGUCAAUCGCGACUGAACCAUGUUAAUAGUGAGGUUGAGUCAAUCGUGAAUCUGUCACCGGAAUGGAUUAAGACCGAGAUCCUCAAUAGUCCCAGUUCCGCUGAGGUACUCAAACAACUUCCCUCAUUCGGUGCGGUUCACUUUGCAUGUCAUGGAUUCUCCAAUAUUAAUGACCCUUUCAACAGUCAUUUGUUGCUCCGGGACGUUGAGAAUUGCACCACCGGUGUUGAUAGAUUAAGCGCUGAGGCAAUAUCAGAUUUUGUAUUGGACAAACCGGAGACUGCAUAUUUAUUGCCACCAGGGUUUAAGUCCGAGAGCCUCCAGGGUCUAAGCGCCGAUGAAACACAUGAAAGACUCGUCUCAUUAGGCGCAUUUCCCUAUGCAUGUCCAAUAUAUUCUGAUGAGAAUAACCCUUUCAAGAGCCUUUCGCUACCCCGUGGGGGUAAGGAUUGCACCUACGGUAUCGAUAUAUUAACAGCGGGGGCAAUAUCAGAUAUCAACAUGGAACGGGCACAAAUUGCAUAUUUGUCAGCCUGUUCUACCGCCAGAAUUUCAUCCAGGAAGCUUGCAGAUGAGUCAGUUCAUAUAGCUAGUGCCUUUCAACUUGCCGGAUUUAGUCAUGUACUUGCAAAUAUGUGGCCUUCGGACGAUGAUGCUUGCCUAAAUGUUACUACCGAGUUUUAUCGUAAACUAUUCGAGAGUAGCAUUUCCGAGAGCGAUUGUGGGCAUCGAAAGGUCGGCGCUGCGUUCCACUACGCAGUCAAGAAGUUAAGGGACAGCUCAUGGAAAGAACCUCUGCUGUGGACACCAUUUAUUCAUACAGGCGCAUGA
This is a messenger RNA of Morchella importuna, 3624 nucleotides long. RefSeq lists its product as uncharacterized. Bases 1 to 3624 code for a protein of 1207 amino acids. Gene Ontology annotation, molecular function: protein binding. The transcript is spliced from 3 exons. The record is from RefSeq and is a predicted model, not a curated record. Lineage: Eukaryota; Fungi; Ascomycota; Pezizomycetes; Pezizales; Morchellaceae.